GAUUACACCACUGCACCGGAAAUAACAAGGAUCAAAAAGCUGAAGAUCACAGGUGAAGAGGGAUGCCGCGAAAGAAACAUCUUCUACCAAAUGACCCGAGAGGGCUGGGUUGGCUGCCCCCCAUAUCUGCAGCAUCUUCAUCAGAAAUGGAGGAGACCCAGGACAGCAAAGAUCUCAUGUUACCUGGACGUACCCAGAAUGUGAUUAAAGAAGACGUUCCUUGGAGCUCCAGUCUGAGCCUGCCAGACCCAGGAUUUCUUCAUGUAAAGAUAAAAGAGGAGGAAUGCUGGACCAGUCGGAUAAAACAACAGAAGGCGGCUUAUACCAAGAGAUUGUUGUACGCUGUUGUUACUGCGAAGAAUGAGGAUAAUGAAAAGAAACCUCAAUGCAUACGUCUUCAUGAAAUCAAAACAGAAGACAGCAGAGAGGCAGAACCUCCAACCAGCUGCUCAGAUACACAAAUGGAAACUGAUGGAAGGGACUGUGGGGGACCAGAACCAUACAGGAACCCAUAUCCAAACAAUCGUUUUCAACAAAAUAAUGAUGAAACAGAAUUAAACGAAACUGAAGAUGAAUAUUGGGAGGAGUCUUUGUCAGAUUCUGGACCUGAAAUUGAAGACUGUGAUCCUGUUCAGAUGGAGACCAGAGAACCUCAGUCAGGCGUAAACAAGAAUUUAGUUUGUUGCACAAAAAAGUUCUUCACCUACUCUGAGAGUGGUCAACAGAUUUUGGACUGAGGUGUCUAAGCAUAGCAUUU
Messenger RNA from Melanotaenia boesemani (Boeseman's rainbowfish), 757 nucleotides. RefSeq lists its product as uncharacterized. Bases 63 to 737 code for a protein of 224 amino acids. The record is from RefSeq and is a predicted model, not a curated record. Lineage: Eukaryota; Metazoa; Chordata; Actinopteri; Atheriniformes; Melanotaeniidae. The transcript has 3 exons.